Molecule: messenger RNA, 1326 nt
Organism: Sesamum indicum (sesame)
Lineage: Eukaryota; Viridiplantae; Streptophyta; Magnoliopsida; Lamiales; Pedaliaceae
Cellular component (GO): chloroplast
Source: RefSeq, a predicted model, not a curated record
AAAGAAAAGUUUCAGGCCUUCAAUGAAAUAUCUUCCAAUAUUAAGAAUACUCCUUGUUCCCAAGAAGAUGGAAGGGUAGCUCAAGUGUACUGUAUUCCUCAAGUUUAAGAGGUCACUCCAUCAAUGGCGUUCCUUCUAUCACACCCACCUACCCUUCUAACGUUCUCUCAUGAGAAGUCCCACUUCAAACCCCCAUGUCCAAGAACCCAUUUUUCUUCACUUCAAAACAGACCAAUUCUCUCAAAGUCGAAAUCUUUGCCCUCAUUUCGAAAUUUAUCUCAUUUGGGCCAUCCGCAGAUCUCUGCAGCAAAGGCCUCGUCAAAUGAUUUUCUUGAAGAAAUUGGAAAGGAUGAAUCUUUAUUGGGAUCUGAUGGAAAACCAGUGAAAUUCCUCUUUUGGGUGUUGUUGUGGGCAUCUGUGUCUAUUGGCUUUUUCGCAUAUUCUGGGGAUGCAAAAGCUGCAGCAAUUGCUGCUGCUGAUUCUAUUAGGGCUUCGGGCUCUGGCGUUAAGGUUGCUAAUGCUUUGCGGGCGUCGGGCUGGCCUGAUGAGGCUGUCGUCUUUGCAUUGGCUACACUUCCAGUGAUUGAGCUGCGUGGGGCAAUUCCCGUUGGUUAUUGGUUGCAGCUGAAGCCUGUAACUUUAACUGUGUUAUCUGUUCUUGGGAACAUGGUUCCAGUACCCUUUAUCAUAUUAUACCUGAAACGAUUUGCAACUUUUCUUACUGGAAAGAAUGAAACUGCUUCUCGAUUCCUGGACAUGGUAUUCAAGAGGGCCAAAGAGAAGGCUGGACCUGUAGAAGAAUUUCAGUGGCUUGGCCUGAUGCUAUUCGUGGCAGUUCCGUUCCCUGGAACUGGAGCUUGGACAGGGGCCAUCAUUGCAUCUAUAUUGGACAUGCCGUUCUGGCCUGCUGUCUCCGCAAAUUUUGUUGGUGUCGUAUUAGCUGGACUUCUGGUAAACUUGCUGGUAAACCUUGGACUCAAAUAUGCUGUUCUAACUGGUGUAGUUCUAUUUAUUAUCUCCACAUUCAUGUGGAGUAUUCUCCGUUGUCUGAAAAAUUCAUUGACCACGUCAACUUGAUGUGAGUUUAGGAAACAAAAAUAGAAAUUUUUAUGUUAACAGACUUAUUAGGUUACAUUGAAUUUGAUAGUCCAGUAUCCUUUGAAGUUUCUUUCCCCCACAUUCAUAGGAACUGUAUUGUCACAACGGAGCUGAAAAACGAGGGUUGUCUUCGCCAAGACAUAGCUCGUUUUAGCGUUACCAUUUUCCUGUUGCCUCCUUUAGAUGAAUUGGAGAAAGAAUCAAACAGGAAAAAUGCUUCUCUUUGGA